CCCCACCAACGAUAUUGGUGUGCCACAAUACACACAACAGCAAUAGACACGCGCGAAUCACCACCGAUUCGGCUUCCCCGAAGCAAUCAUUCGAAGAUUUUUCUCCCCGAAGCGUGUCAGGACGAAUGUAUACACAGACGAUCUGGGCUGAGCUCUGAUAAGCCGACGAGUGGAAGUGGGAGUUACAUGCGGAUGGUCUAGAGUCGUUCGGAGUGAAUCACAACGUUCUGCUCAACGAUUUUCAGUUAUUUCUCGGGCGAUUCAUGAGGUGAAAAUACUCCGGAGGUGAUGGCUACUGUUUUGUACGAGAACAGAAUAUUUUUGGGCGGUUUCCGAGUCAUAAAACAUCAUGCUCAAUAGUGCCGGAGGCAAUGCAAGGAUACUAAGCUUUGAUGAUGUAUGAAACGCAAGAGUUUUUUUUCAGAGGAUUUGCUGCCCAAAUCCUCUGAUUGAUGUGAUUAUUCCGUAUUUCUUUGAGACAAAGGAGGGUUGUGUUUGCGAAUCGACCGCAUAUUGAUUCUGGAUACAUUUGAAAAAUAUUAUGCCGAAGGGGAACGAGUUGAGAACUGGGGAGGCGCAAAUUGGACCAAUCAAAACGUGAGAUUUACCGCAACAUAACAUCAAACAAAACACAUAAUUCAUUGCGCAGUCCGGUACUCGUAUUGAAUGAGCAACUGGGAGAGUACAGAUUGCUUGUACCAAUUGACCAAUCAGAAUGCGGGAUAUUCGUGUAGAUAUUAUUUGACAUUUGUCAAUUGUUCGAUGGACGCCCUUUGCGCAUAGCUGCCUGCUCUUAGGAAUUAGGAAUUGAGGCAGGCCGAAAAGUUAAUGACCGAACGUGUGGCGUGUUAUGCUAAUGAGACAGGAUAUCUAGAGAUCCAAUUAUUCGUCUUCAACCAUCGUAUUGCCUGUCCCUGUAAGUGAUUCUAGCUGUAUCCAGAAAGAAUGAAUCCCACUGGAGUUAAAUAGGCGUUAGUCGCAAUCGAGAAGUACGAUUCUCUAGAUGGGUCCUAGGUUUGAUUUUACGGUGGUUCUGUUUGUUCUGUUUGCCGUCAAGGGACACUAUUCUGUUCCCAAUGGAAAGUGCACCAAUUUGAAUGGGCUCGUCGGGCGUUGCAUCAAGUUGUCAAAAUGUCAAUCGCUUUCAGACAUUCAUCGCGCCCCGGUAAGGUCGAUUAAACAGAGUGAACGUUUGGCGGACAGCUUGUGUGGAAAAUAUGCGAAAAAUCCUCUGGUGUGUUGCUUGGACAAUCAUGACCAGUACCCAGCAGUAGUACCUCUAGUAGUUAGUAAAAUCUUUCCACAAUCUUCAAACAAAAAUCUAUCGAUAUCGUCACAUAUUUCUCUGGAAACUGAAAUAACUCAUAGUCAAUCACCGUACAACUGGAGACCUGAUACUCAGAAAAAUGCGACAGAAAAGCUCAACAACCAACAAACCCAUCUGGAUGAAUUUCCUUGGUCUGCGUUGAUCCAAUAUAGAAAGCCGUAUGGUUUCCUCGGGUUCCACUGUGGCGGAACUCUAAUUCACGAUCGUUUCGUCCUGACGGCAGCCCACUGCAUUACAGCCAUUCCUAGCACAUGGGAAGUAUACUGUGUGCGACUUGGAGAGUAUGACCUCAAACACACCGGAACAGAUUGCCUGGGUGACAAGUGCGCGGAUGCACCUUUGGACGUGAAGAUUCAUCGAAUUUUAAUACACGAGAAGUACUUCACCCGAGAGAUGAGCCAACACAACGAUAUCGCGUUGAUUCGAUUGGUGCAGAACGUAAGAGUUACGGCUUUUGUACGGCCAAUAUUGCUGCCCACUGACGAGAUAGAUCGCUUCGUGAAAGACGGGUCUCUAGAAACUGUUUCGGUAGGAUGGGGCAAAACCAAAACCUCGAGCGCAAGCACCGUCAAAAUGAAAGUACAUCUGAGUAUCGAUAAUUUCGAUGGUUGUGCACAAGCAUACAAAGAAUCAGGAUUGAGACUACAAGAGACUCAGCUGUGUGCUAGCGAACGGCGAGGAACCGGGUUUUGUAGUUGUGAUUCUGGUGGUCCUCUAAUGGCGCAGCUCAGGGGUCAGUACUAUUUAGUUGGAAUUGUAAGCUUCGGACCGGCAAAGUGUGGACUCAAAAAUGCACCCGGUGUGUAUACCAAUGUAGCGAAGUAUGUAGAGUGGAUAAAAAGGCAUAUGGUGGGACCAUUUAAUUACCGAUUGAUGUAGUGUCUAUUUAUUUUCAAGUUAGAAUUAAGAAUCUAGAUGGAAGACUUCGCAAAAGGUUCACUAUAUCCGUAUUUUCAUUCGCGUAAAGAAAUACAAAUGGGCCAUUGCGUUAAUUUUUUUUCUUUUAUUAACUUUUCA
Toxorhynchites rutilus septentrionalis is the source of this 2344-nucleotide messenger RNA. RefSeq names its product CLIP domain-containing serine protease B4-like. NCBI's taxonomy places the organism in Eukaryota, Metazoa, Arthropoda, Insecta, Diptera, Culicidae. The record is from RefSeq and is a predicted model, not a curated record. The transcript is spliced from 8 exons. Bases 1004 to 2206 code for a protein of 400 amino acids. Gene Ontology annotation, biological process: proteolysis. Gene Ontology annotation, molecular function: serine-type endopeptidase activity.